Molecule: messenger RNA, 2928 nt
Organism: Cydia fagiglandana
Lineage: Eukaryota; Metazoa; Arthropoda; Insecta; Lepidoptera; Tortricidae
Gene: Hacd1
Product: very-long-chain (3R)-3-hydroxyacyl-CoA dehydratase hpo-8
Exons: 4
Coding region: 297-992 (231 amino acids)
Biological process (GO): fatty acid elongation; very long-chain fatty acid biosynthetic process; sphingolipid biosynthetic process
Cellular component (GO): endoplasmic reticulum membrane
Molecular function (GO): 3-hydroxyacyl-CoA dehydratase activity
Source: RefSeq, a predicted model, not a curated record
UGCCGUGCGCGCACCUUGUUAUAUUAUAUUAGAUAAUCUCAAAAUAUUAAACUAUAGUUCUAAUGUUAUUAACUUGUUAGUAUUUACUUACCAAACUAAAACAAUAUUUAAUUUAUUUUUGUGUGAUUUAAAUAAUUACUGACAUAAGCUUAUCUAAAGCCAAAGUUUUAUCAAAAUUUACAAACAUUGGAUAACUCUGUAAAUAAAUUAGUUCGUUUUCAAAUUUAAGUUUCCGAAGUUUUUUUUAUAUAUUUUAACUGCAUCAUUUUGUACAUUGUGCUUUAUAAAAAUAUAUAAUGAGUCCCAAAAGUGCGAGUGCAAAAAAAACCGAUGUUUCUUCGAUCGGAAAAUUAUAUCUCAUAGCAUAUAAUACUGUACAAACUUUAGGAUGGGGAUACCUGUUGUUACAAACAUUAGUAUAUUUCCUGAACCGAGGCACUCUGGACAACUAUUGGAACGAAAUCAAGUGGACUGUAGUAAUCUUCCAGAAUGCUGCAAUACUUGAGGUGGUGCACGCGGCCACCGGCCUGGUGCCGUCGGGCGUGGUGACGACGCUGGCGCAGGUGUACUCGCGCGUGUUCCUCGUGUGCGGCGCGCUGCUCGCCACCACCGGCGCCACGCUCAGCCCCGGCCUGCCGCUCUGCGUGCUCGCCUGGUCCAUCACAGAGACCAUCCGAUACGCGUACUACGCUCUCAACCUCGUCAAGUUGGUGCCGCAUUUCCUGCUAGUCACCAGGUACUCCACGUUCCUGGCGCUGUACCCGCUGGGCGUGACGGGUGAACUGCUGUGCAUGUACCACGCGCUCGACGAGAUCGCCGAGAGGCAGCUCUGGUCCGUGGCCAUGCCCAACCCUUACAACUUCGUCUUCAGCUACUACCACUUCCUAGUAUUCUACAUGUUCCUGUAUGUUCCUCUGUUCCCCGUACUUUUCGGUCACAUGAUGAGCCAAAGAAGAAAAAUGUUGGGAAAAGACCCGAAGAAAACCCACUGAUUGAAUAAUACGGGUUUAUUACAUAAGUAGUUGUUUUUUUGUGGAAAUUCUUGAGGCGAUUACUUAGUGGUUACCUUAUUUGGCAAGCACUAAAUGCAAAUUCCUAUUUAUUAUUUUUAACCUUAAUUGUAAGAAAGCGUUUGCGAUAUGUAUUAUUUUACUAACAAGUUAGUGACCAUUCUAUGUGAGGAUUGUGUAGUUACUGUGUGACAAAAUCAGAUUAAAAAUAUUAAUGCGCUUUAACGCCACUAGAGACAAACGUUAGAAGAUUCAAGACUUUACUUCGGAUCAUUUUAUUUGGCCACCAAUUCCUAAUGUACGCAAUACUCUUCGCUGUGCUAUCGGCAAAUAUAUGGCUGCGACACUUUACACGCACAUAUUUGCAACGUUAACGAAGUAGAAGCAAAAUUAAUAUUACGUCUUAAAGUGCGUAGUGUUUUGAUUCUUUGCGUUUAAACAACGAGCACUUAGUUUGCGGGUGCACUGAUACUUAAAGCAUAUUUGCUUAGCUUACAGCGCAGUUGUAGUUUGCAAUGUGGAUGAUGUCUCUAAAGAUACCCGAGCUAUCUAGUAAAGUAUGUACGGCGGUUUAUACUUUCACUUGUUCAAAGCAUAUUUAUACAACUCUCUUCGGGGAUAUAUAUGCAGCCUGCGCAAAAGUUAGUUCUUGUAUUUAACAAAGGCAAUUAUACAUAUAAUUAGGCUCGUUGCAGUCUUACGUUAUCUAUUACUAGUCGCUUUUGUGAAAUGCAAGAAUACCUUCCAGAGAAAUUCCUCAUGUACCUAUAUACAUCUUAUCUUGUAUGUAACUAAUCUAUAACUAGAUCACGGGAAUUAUCUAGUCGUGAUUACUAACUAUAAAAUGGUCAUAAACAAAAGCUUAACCAAAGUUUUAUACAUUAUAAUAAUUUAUUACUGCUACUUAAAUGUAUGUUCUUUUAAUUAAAAGGUUUUGUAUUAACUUGCACUUCGCUAUCGAUGUUGUUAUGUUUGGUAUCGGGUGGUCGGUUAAGUUAAUGCAUUAUCGUGAGCUAUUCUAGUUGCGGCCCGGGGUAUCUGGGUACUUAUCAUUCGAGUCCGAUUAGAGGUCAAAUUAUUCUAGAAUACUGAUGAGCGAAUAUUCAUUCAUUACAUUACUGCGAACAAUGCCUUAAUUAACAUUUUUCAGGCUGCGACAUUUGUGGAAUUGUAAUUAAGUAUAAUCAUUAAGUUAAUGUCAUUAAUGUGUUUCAUAAUAUGUAUCUACUUUAUUACAUUUGCUUUUGAUCAUUAUAUAAAUAUGCAGUUUUGUAAUUAGAAAUCGUUGUUAAUGUGCUAUUCCUACAUUAACUUAUUAAGAUAUGGCUCGUUGAUAUGCCUUCUACCCUAGUACCAAUUUAGUGUGCAAGUAGACUCGUGACGGUGAAAUUACUAUGGCGGAGUCGUGAAAGAGAGCGCUUGCGCAGUGAUAGAUUAUGUAGGUACCGCUUUGUAGUAGUAGUACUUACGCGGGCCGCGCCGCAAACAUUCACCUGGAAAGUAGGUAGAGCGUAGCGCGCACUUACGACGGACUGACUUGUUGCAAUUGCCGGCAACGGUACUAAGAGGUUACGUCACGUUCCGAGUUGUCUAUUUACUCCCGUAAGAGCUCAUCUCGAGUGGAUCGACGUCAGUCCGGCGGCAGAGUUGUUGGCGUAACCGCUAUAAGUACCUAUUGAGUAUUAAGCAAACAGCACGUUCAAAUACAUAUUGCGUUCCUGGUACAGCUUUCAUUUAAUGAUUCGGCACUAUUGGUAUUCAGUUCAUAAACGAAAACCAAGACACGAAGCGUUCAUCUACUCAGUUUUCGAGAAAAUAUAUUUGUAGAGGUAUAAAGGGCAUCUAGUUUAUUUGCGAUUGAAAAACAAUCAUGUUUUUCAUCUGUGUGUUACCUUGGUCUACAUUAGAGUCUGUGCGG